AUGUCCAUUCGCCAACACGAAGUAUACAAUGACACCGACUACCUUGGAUGCUACUACAUCCCGACCGACGACCGCAUUUUCUGGCUGGCGGCUACCUCUGACGACAUGACCAAGGCGUGCUGGUGCGGUGACGAGAACGCCGACUAUGAUGCGAACGGUGCCAGCAACGAGUGCGUGAUGCCCUGCGCGGGCGACGCCAGUGAGACGUGUGGAGGCUCCUACAGUAUGAGUGUCUACCAGAACGAAGUGGAAAUCCCUGUGGACCCCGCGUACCGUGGCUGCUACUCCGACCCAGGCACCAACCGUGUUUUCGUGCAGGACGAUUCCUCUGACGAGAUGACCGCAGAGGUCUGCGCGGCGCAAUGCGACGAAUCGGCCUUCUACGGAACGCAGUACUCGAGGGAGUGCUGGUGCGGUGACAUCAACGCCCAAUACUCCGUCAAUGGCGUCGGCGUGUGCGACAUGCCCUGCUCGGGCAACUCCGAAGAAUCCUGUGGGGGUUCCUACAGCAUGGACGUAUACGCCCAGGACCCGGCGUACCUUGGGUGCUUUUCGGACCCCGCCGACGGCCGCAUGUUCGUGUGGGAGAGUUCCAACACCGCUAUGACCGCAGAGGCGAGCCGACGCGGCCGACAGGCCUGCGCCUCGCGCUGCAGCGGCUCAGCCUACUACGGAACCCAGUACUCUCAAGAGUGCUGGUGCGGCGACAACGCCGACUACGCUGCCAAUGGUUUCGGCGUCUGCGACAUGCCCUGUACGGGAAACUCGGACGAAAUGUGCGGUGGCCCCUACACCAUGUCGGUGUACCAAGCCAUCUAG
This is a messenger RNA of Ectocarpus sp. CCAP 1310/34, 819 nucleotides long. Lineage: Eukaryota; Phaeophyceae; Ectocarpales; Ectocarpaceae. The record is from the annotation of a GenBank genome assembly.